GACAGUUUAGGAGACUGCAGAGGUAACCCAAGACUCUGAGAGACUUCUAAGUGUCAACGAACAAAACUAGUGACUGUGUUAAAUAUUUAACACCAGGGCUUUUACCUCAACAUAAUUGGAGACAAUGUUAAAAUUAGUCCUUCUAGUGGUGGUGGUGCAGGCGGUGCUCUCGAGGGCCAGGACUGCCCCUAAGGUCAACCUUGAUGAUGUCCACUUCCUUCUCUGGACCAGGAGUAAUCCCGGCAACACGAGUUACUACGAGCUGUUCCUGGACAACAAGGAGAACCUAGAUGCCUCUCCCUUUAACCCCAGUGACCCCACAUUCGUCAUGAUACACGGGUUUGCUGCUCACGGUGACAGAGAUUGGCCAGUGGAUGCUAAGACUGAGUUACUCGCCCUGGGGUCGUACAACAUCCUCUCUGUGAACUGGGCACGUCUGGCGAAUGCUCCCUGGUAUCCUGCCGCUGUCAAUCAUGUUCCUCAGGUGGGCAUCUACACGGCCCAGCUCCUAGACUGGCUGAAGUUCGAGGGCGGGAUGGACGGUUCCAAGGUACAGAUCACCGGCCACUCCCUAGGUGCUCACGUCGCUGGUGCUGUGGGCCAGAACUUGGUUGCCUUCACCCUACCCAUGAUCACAGGUCUGGACCCAGCUGGACCUGAGUUCUAUGAAAAAACAGCGUCCGAGCGUCUUGACCCCAGCGAUGCUAAGUUUGUGCAGAUUAUCCACACGAAUGGAGGCACUAUACUGCAGAGUUGUGUUGGUUUGAAGGACUCUGUCGGCCAUGUCGAUUUCUACCCCAACGGCGGUAAACACCAGCCUGGCUGUGUUGACUAUGGUGCCUGGACAGACCUGCUCGAAGGCGGGUGUAGUCACCGCCGAUCACACGACUUAUGGGUUGAGAGCAUCAGUGGCUCAUUGUCCUUCACAUCCUAUCCUUGUGAAGACUGGGAGUCCUUCCAGGCCGGGAACUGUGACUCCUGCGGCCAAGGAUGUCUCGAGAUGGGCUUCCACGUUGAUCACAGUCUACGAGGAACCUACUACCUCACUACGAACAGUGACUCACCGUACGCCCGGGGUUAGUGUACCAGACGCCUCACCCAAGUUACUCUCCCGUCACACAGCCAGUCACUAGUGUAUCUUGAGUGACUGUUACUCUGUACAGUCACUUAUGGUCUCUCAUGUGACUUCCUUCCUACAGUCACUUAUGGUCUCUCAUGUGACUGUUAAUCCCUACAGUCCUUUAUGGGUUCUGAAGUGACUGUAACACCCUCUUUGACUGUCACAUUCCUGGUAACUGUGCUACCUAUGUAUAAAAAACCCUGACAUACUGACAGUUAAUGAAACUGUUUGGUUAAUAUAGCUUGAUGUUAUAAAGUAAUGUGUUAGAUGUUGACAAUUUGUUGUGGUGUAACAGAAUUAUGGUCCACAAUCUGGUAUAAUUUAAUAAAACAUUCACAAUAA
Messenger RNA from Homarus americanus (American lobster), 1462 nucleotides. Its product is annotated as pancreatic lipase-related protein 3-like. Lineage: Eukaryota; Metazoa; Arthropoda; Malacostraca; Decapoda; Nephropidae. The transcript has 9 exons. Gene Ontology annotation, biological process: lipid metabolic process. The record is from RefSeq and is a predicted model, not a curated record. Bases 125 to 1081 code for a protein of 318 amino acids. Gene Ontology annotation, molecular function: lipase activity.